AUGGAUCUAUCCAGGGAAAAGUCUUCAACUCCGGAUUAUACGGGUGUACCCGCCAAGGAGUACACUUUAGAUAUCCCCAGGAUACCCAGUGUUGAGUUACCGUUAAAAGUGUCAGGGUCUCAAGAAAGUGUUACCAGAGCCAUUGAGAUGUGUGGCGGUUUGGUCAAAGUUAAGAGAGCACUUAAUGCACACAAGGAUACUCCUGAAGGGCUAGAACUCUAUUUGAAUAACGACAAAAACGAAAAUGGGACCAGUAAUUUUUUUAAUGAGCAUCCUAUUAUCGGCAAGCUUGUCCCCCAGCGCGACGAAUCCAUCGUCAUGAAGCUAUCCCUUCCCAAAGGAACUCUCGAGGCUUGCGGAGGUAAUCUGCAAAAAUCAAUUGCUUCUGUGCCUUCAAACAGAGUCAAAAUCGUGCCUGUGGGUAUUGUAAAUAAUACGAUUAGAUUCCGCGAAAUGUCAGACUUUCAAAUGCGAUUGGACAAUGUGCCUUCAGCAAAUGAAUUCAAUGAGAGUGUGGGAUCUUUAGAUUGGAAGAGUGUUAGAAACUACGUUCAAAGUAUUCCGGAUGAGGACUCCAGACCGUUCGAAAAUAUUAAUAACCUUAUCAUUGAUCGUACGUCUAAAAUUCCAAGCUCAGAUUUUCAGCUCCCACCUCCCCCACGAUUUUCGAUGGUUAAUAUUCCAUUUCUUUACAAAUUUCGUGGUAACCCGUAUGCCACAAAAUCAUCCAGCGGUGAAUCGACCGUGAGAGGGACAUAUCUUAAAAACUACCAGCAGCUCGUGCACAUUUUUGAUGAAAAUGCUCGAAUUCCGACAGCCGCACAUCCUUUGCUGCAAAAGGAUUAUCAAAAAGCCGAAGAAUCUGGAGUGUACCCCGGUAGCAAUAAGGACUCCAAGUUUUAUGAGAAGCUUGAAGAGUGUUUAAAAAUACUUACCGAGGCUUUCGCGAAGCGACCAAUUUGGGUUAAGCGUCACAUUGACGGAUUGGUCUCACAGGACCUACAUGGAACACUGAAGAUUGCGCUCUCGUUGGUAUCAUAUCGCUUCACGAAAGGACCAUGGAGGAACACCUAUAUCAAAUUCGGUAUUGAUCCACGAAGCUCCCCUGAAUAUGCCAAAUUUCAAACGGAGUAUUUUAAGAUUGAAGGUAAGCUCCAAAAGUCUCCUUUGGCUGCUAAGAACAUGCCAGAUCCCCCAGCCAAGUUUUACGAAACUGAUACUCUGGGAGAUAUCGACAGUCGAUUUCGUUUCGACGGAACGCAGAUCCCUUGGUACUUAAUGUUACAAAUCGACCUUCUAAUUUAUGAGCCGAAUAUCGCCGAGGUGUACUCCAAAGCGAUUUUCUUGGCUAAGCCCACCGAGCUUACGGGCUGGUUUCAUGAACUCGAUUUGACCAAGAUUAGGAAAAUUGUAAAGUAUGAACUGGGCUGCCUGGUGCAAGGAAACUCGCAAUUUAGCGAGUAUAAGCUCAAAUUUUUCAAAAACAUGCUCUACACCAAGGAAUCAAUGAUAGACAAAGAAAAGCAUCUGGACCCCGAUGGAGAUACAGAAAUGGCGGAAUCUGAGCGUUCAAGCGAAGCACGGGGAGAGACAAAUGAAAAUGGGGAAGACAAAGAAGGAGAAGAAGAAGUAGAAGAUGACGAUGAUGAUGACGAUGAUGAUAAUGGUGUAGAGGCAGGCGAAGUAGAUGACGCUGUGAUGGAGCAAGAUGAAGAAGACAUGACAUAUGAUGACUACGAAACGCAACCCAAAAGACAAGGUCUCCCGCAAAAUUUACAAGAGGAUAAUUCCCUAGAUCCAGCCUUUGAUAUAACAAACGCCGGCUUCGCCCAAAUUGUGUCCCAAGUAGCCCAAAGAGAUCCGGAAACGGCCGCAAAGCUUCGAAAGGAGCUUGAUGGUUUUGUACUUCAAUGCGACUUAUCGAAUUCCAGCUAA
This is a messenger RNA of Lachancea nothofagi CBS 11611, 1935 nucleotides long. The record is from the annotation of a GenBank genome assembly. Lineage: Eukaryota; Fungi; Ascomycota; Saccharomycetes; Saccharomycetales; Saccharomycetaceae.